Molecule: messenger RNA, 1827 nt
Organism: Neurospora tetraspora
Lineage: Eukaryota; Fungi; Ascomycota; Sordariomycetes; Sordariales; Sordariaceae
Product: GPI mannosyltransferase 2
Exons: 3
Coding region: 1-1827 (608 amino acids)
Biological process (GO): GPI anchor biosynthetic process
Cellular component (GO): mannosyltransferase complex; endoplasmic reticulum membrane
Molecular function (GO): GPI mannosyltransferase activity; alpha-1,6-mannosyltransferase activity
Source: RefSeq, a predicted model, not a curated record
AUGACCACCACUACCUCACCUAGAUCCAAGAUCUCUACCUCCAGUGCCCUCACCCACCCCCACCGCACAAUUUUCAAAUCCUUCGCCCUCUGGAAACUCUUCCUCCUCGCCAUCGCCGUUGGCUCCACCCUCGUCAACGACCGCGCCUACGACACUUCAGCCGACUUAUUGCUGAUAGGCAAUGACGAACCUCUCUCUGUCAACGAUGGUAAUGGGGUUGCAGAGCUGUUGAGGAACUUUGGCAAGCGGCUGGUCACGAGGUUCACGAGUUGGGAUGCCAUUUACUUUGUGAGCGCGGCGAAGAGGGGGUAUGUUUAUGAGCAGGAGUGGGCUUUUGGGACGGGGUUGGUGGUGUGCAUGAAGGGGGUUUUGAGGGCUCUCCAAACCCUCGGUCUCCCCAUGCCCCUCACCACCUCUCCCACCGCCCUCGCAGAAGCAACCACCGCCCUCCUCCUCUCCAACGCUUCCCACCUCCUCGCCUCUCUUGUUCUCUAUCACCUAACCCUCCUUCUACCACUCUCCGGUUCCAGCUCCUCUCCUUACCAAACAAAGAAACUAGCCCUCCUCACCUCCCUCCUUUAUAUCUUCUCCCCCGCCGGCCUUUUUCUCUCCGCCCCCUACGCCGAAAGCUCCUGCGCCUUGUUUUCGUUUUUGGGGUGGUGGUUUUAUGCUAGGUCGUGUCUUUCUGAUCCCGACGGCGUUUUUGCCAGUUUCAGCGGAGGAAAGGAUGCAACGGGCAGCAGCAAGGAAAAGAGACCCGGGAGGAGUGGAUUAACCCUAAAAGGAGACAUCAACCUCCUCCUAGCCGGCCUCUCCUUCGGCUUGGCGACACUGUUCAGGAGUAACGGUAUCUUAAACGGGUUACCGUUUGCUUGGGAAGUCCUCAGUAUCCUAUCAGGGCUCGUUACUACGUCUGGUGGGGGAAGAGGAAGAGUCCCGCUGCUCAAGACGUUGAGACGACUAAUCGCCCUAGGCCUGGGUGGGAUCUUCGUAGCGGCGGGAAGUAUCGCGCCGCAAACUGUGGCGUGGUUGAGGUAUUGCCCUUCUGGCAGCUUGUGGUUGUUUAACAAGUUCCUGUCACCUGAGGUAGUAGCGGUAUCCGGGACAUCCGGGGGUAGCGGUAGCGCCCGCGGCUAUGGCGGAAGUGGCGUUGGUGCUGGUGUGAGUGCGGGUGCUGGUGGUGGGUUAGAGGAACUUGUGGCACAAGAAGCGAGGGAGUGGUGCGGUGCGGUGGUGCCAAGCAUUUACACGUUUGUGCAGAAACAUUAUUGGAACGUCGGUUUCCUCCGCUACUGGACACUUCCCAACAUUCCUCUUUUCCUACUCGCUGCUCCGAUGCUCGCGAUCCUGGUUAAGUCGGCACUGGACCAGCUCAGUCAGCGGUCUCCUCCAUCUCCCGCAACAGCAACAGUAACCGUUAACUCCGACACCAAGUCCAAAACACCACCUAAAACUCUCGCUUCUGGUUCGAAUUCUUCUUCUGCCUCGGACACCCCUUCAUCGGGCUCCGUCAAGUCCGACGAGGUAGUCACACAGCAGUUAGCCCCCGAAUCAACAACCACAGCAACCCAACAGCGCAUGCAGAUCCUCAUCCGCUCGGCAGCCGCGGAACAGGUGCUGCUCGUGGUCCUCGCGGUAAGCACGUACCACGUGCAGAUCAUCACGCGGAUAUCGUCCGGGUAUCCGUUGUGGUACUGGUGGUUGGCUCAGCAGCUUAUCGAUGGGCACAAGCAGAAGAAGAAGCUGGGGAAGGGGAUCGUGGUGUUUAUGGUCAUGUACGCGGCGAUUCAGGGGGUGUUGUUUACUUCGUUUUUGCCGCCGGCUUAG